GGUUUCCUCCCACAUUCCAAAAACAUGCUAGGUUAAUUGGCGACUCCAAAUUGUCCAUAGGUAUGAAUGUGAGUGUGAAUGGUUGUUUGUCUAUAUGUCCCCUGUGAUUGGCUGGCAACCAGUCCAGGGUGUACCCCGCCUCUCGCCCAAAGACAGCUGGGAUAGGCUCCAGCACCCCCACGUCCCUUGUGGGGAAAGAGCGGUAGAAAACGAAUGAAUGAGUGAAUGAAUAGCAAAAUAAUUCGGUACCUCGUGAUGACCACUAGGUGGCACUUUUGACGUGUUUCUUUUUCAAUAUUUCCAGGAGGCUUAUGGGAAUGUUGCUCCAGGUGGUCAAGAUGGCGUCAUGGAGGGCAUCCACUGUCUGAAACUAAUGUAUGUUUUUGUAAACGUCCCUUACCAUCCAUUUUCAUUUUGAUUUAGGUCAGGGGAACACGUUAUUCCUCUGGAAGAAGUCCUCGUCACAAGGGCAUGUUACCUCCUGUAACAUCUCCACAUAUCCAUCUGCCGUUUGACGCCCCUGCACAACCUAAAGCUCUAUUGUUCCGUUCAAGGAAAAAGCACCACGAUCAUGAUGGUGCCCCCUCCACUGUGCUGUGUGGAAAACACCUCAGAUGGGAUCUGUUUUGCCGGUAGUGUUGGAAGCCAUCAGAAUGUUGAGGUUAAAAUUUGCUUUUAUCAGAAAAAAAAAUUCUUUCCACCUUUCAAUGUAUCAUGUUUGGUGCUCUCCUGACCCAACAACACAGGCCCAGUGACAUAUUUUGGGUUUACCACUUGACUUUAUUCCAUAACUUCUCGAUCUUUGAGAAGCUUCAAAUGCAUCUAACCUCAGCAAUGCUGAAGAAACCUUGCUUAUGCAGCUCAAAAGUUUGACAACAUUUAAAUAACAAAAGCCUUUUUGCUUUUGCCAUUCAUAGAUCAUGGCAGUGUAAAUAUACCUGACAGUAAAUUAGACAGUAUUCAUAUUUUUGCCCAGAUUUUGACUUUAAAGGCUAUGGUCAUAAACGUUUGAUCAGCUGACGGACAGCCUAUUUCACUUUAAUUGCUUGCAGUAAAUAAUUAUCUCUUUUUGGAAUUGUGUCAACAUCUCCCACGCCCAUACGGCGUCCCUGCACAGGAUAAACUACAGUUUUCACACUCUGCACAAAGCAUAAACGUCAAAGCGCAGUAAACAGCUCCACCCACUGACCGAUAGCAAUACCCAACCUCCAUACUGUUCCAUAAAUCCCGCCUUGAGUUGAAACUUUCGCGGCGUCCGCAAAGAGACGUUUGUUAUUAGUACAACAAAAGCCAAACGGGUGGAGCUCCCUGCUUUUAAUCAGCAAUCCACGUUUUACACCCUACCGGCAGUAUACGGUAUACGAAACGAGCAAACACUCAUGACGUCAAGUGGAUUUGCGGAAGUCUGAACCGGGACUAGUUGGUUUCGUAAGAUAGUUAAAGAUUAUUUUAGAAUUUGUAAUAUAACAACACCCUACAUUCAAGGCGAGUCGUGGUAUUUAAUAUCAGAUCUAUUAAUGGCGAUCAUUUGCGUUAACACGGUGAGUACUGUCAAUGGCGAUAGAUCAAAUAAGAUAAUAUGGUGUAACUUUCAAUGACAAUAAACAUGUACAGACUUAUUCCGCGCACAGACAAAUGAAGCCGAUAACACAACUUUGCUUACUCUUAAGUGACGUAAAGUGUGUUUUUAAUGGAGAAAAACGACGAGGAAGAUAACACCAGCGAGGAAGAUGGCGCAAACAACCUGAGUUUAGGAGCUUGCAGGUCGAAGGAAGAACAUGGUGGAACGACACCACCAACAUUAAAGACUACAUCCAGACGUGAAGCACCUGACAUUUUAGAUAAUGACUGGGUGGAAUCAGGGACAACCACUGAAGAACAGAGCCAUAGAGAUGAGAGGGAUGAUGGCUCUGUGUCCCCUUCCAGCUUCAUGGACAUCUGUAAUCCAUUCAUAUCCAGCCUUUCCUCCUCAAGUACCCCCAUCCAUCAUGAUGCUGGUGUUUCCUCCUCAUCCUCUUCUUCUGUGAUGUGUCUGACACCAACUUUACCCCCCACUGCGGAGCUCUCAGCUGUGUUGACAGAUACUAGGCUGACACUGGAUGUUUACCGAAGUGGGGCAUCUGUACUGCCACGGCUAUGGGGCUCCAUUCCGGAUCACCUUAGAGGGAUACAGUACUUGAAACUUGGCUCUGAGGAUAAAACUGCAUUGGAUGGUGCACUUGAUGUCCUCCCACAUUUGAAAGAUCUCCGCUCACUAGCCAUUCGAGGUCAUCGUUUUUAUGACUCACAAGGAACCCCCUUGAUGGGCCUGCUCACCUCUCUACCCACAUCCCUCUCUUCACUCUCUCUUCUGGUCCAUGUGGAUCUGUCCUUCAACCAGCUCUCCAUAUUUCCAUCGUGUCUUCUCAGCUUACCUGUGCUGUCUGCUUUGCUCCUGUGUUACAACUGUUUGUUAGAGCUGCCCCCUGAUAUUGGCCAUUUGUCCACUCUCACCUACCUCUCCCUUUCUGUGAACAAGCUGGUUUCCCUCCCUGCUAGUUUAGGUGAUCUGAAAAAGCUACAGUCACUGGAUGUUUCACAUAACCUCCUCAAGGAGCUGCCAAAUGAAAUUGGUUCUUUGGGAGGGCUCGUUACUGUGGAACUGUCCCACAACAAGCUGAAGUGGCUACCGGAGACAAUGGGUUGUCUCCACUCCCUGAGGGAACUUAUCAUCUUCAGUAAUGAACUUCGCUUAAUUCCGCCUUGCCUGAAUAAACUGCCUCUGCUGAAAAUGGAUGUUCGUGACAAUCCUUUGGGGCGACCGCCAACUCCUCCACCUCUUCUCCCCAUACGUGAUGCAACAGCAAAUAUUACAGAUUUGCAUCUUCUGUUUAACCAGCACAGGGGGGGCGGAGCUGCUGUUCCCCCCGGGGUGCCUGCAUAAACCCACAACACUGGAGUGGGUCGAGAGGAAAGCACAAAAAAAGUGGGUGCUGCUCGAGGAGCAUGAUAUCCUCCUCAGCCGUCCACUAGAACUUCGUCCUCAUGGGAUUACAUUUCUUAAGCCCGUGGAGGUGUGUGUGCCACACCACCGCAAAAAAGGGAGGGAGGUGGUUGUGAGGAAGUAUGAUGGAAAAACCUGGAGCACUUUGCCCACUGUCCUCAAGAAAGGAAAUGAGAGUAUUCAGCCCUAUGGACGUCCAGCCAGG
This is a messenger RNA of Doryrhamphus excisus (bluestripe pipefish), 3188 nucleotides long. The record is from RefSeq and is a predicted model, not a curated record. NCBI's taxonomy places the organism in Eukaryota, Metazoa, Chordata, Actinopteri, Syngnathiformes, Syngnathidae.